Molecule: messenger RNA, 322 nt
Organism: Cetraspora pellucida
Lineage: Eukaryota; Fungi; Glomeromycota; Glomeromycetes; Diversisporales; Gigasporaceae
Source: the annotation of a GenBank genome assembly
AUCCACAGAAACGACCUACUGCAAACGAAAUUUAUUUAAGACUUUAUCAUCUUUGGAGUUAUAUUUAUAAUAGUAAAAAAAUUGAUAAACUUCAUAUAAAAGAAAAAUUCAUGGCUGCUGAUAAAAUUAUUAAAACAUUACCAGAAAUCACACGACACCAUCCAGAUUCAAUGUAUACUAGUAGAAUUAUUAUUACAAAAGAGCUAUUUAAAGGAAAUCCAGAAACUACAAAAGAAGAUGUAGUAGACAUAGACCCUAUGGUAUCUGGUUACAAUUUAGAAGCCUUAGAAAUAUUUGAUAAGGAUCUACAAACCUUGAGAGA